This is a messenger RNA of Zea mays, 3183 nucleotides long. RefSeq names its product linoleate 13S-lipoxygenase9 (gene lox9). The transcript is spliced from 9 exons. Gene Ontology annotation, molecular function: metal ion binding; protein binding; oxidoreductase activity, acting on single donors with incorporation of molecular oxygen, incorporation of two atoms of oxygen. The record is from RefSeq and is a predicted model, not a curated record. Gene Ontology annotation, biological process: lipid oxidation. NCBI's taxonomy places the organism in Eukaryota, Viridiplantae, Streptophyta, Magnoliopsida, Poales, Poaceae. The coding region runs from base 285 to 3014 and encodes 909 amino acids.
GAUGACGGUUUUCUCAGGUCAAACAGGAACAGGGAGCAGGCCAGCUUCCGUGCAAUGCCACCAAGACUCCGUUCCCUUCCGUCCUGCCAGGACUUGCAAACAUAAAAAAGAGCAGCGCACGAGGCCGAGGCAUCCUCCUCCUCCUCUGCUUAAAUCCUAGUCACUGCUGCAGUGCGGCUGCCGCCGCUGCUCCAUCACGACGACGCCAACCACCUCAGCUCACUAGCUCCCGCGGACCCGCCUGAGCGCAGCCAAAACCGGGGAUCCCAGGCGCAGCAGCUAGCAUGGCCGCGCCAUGCAGGGACCUCACGGGCCUUCGCCGGGGGCUUGCCGCGGCGAGGCUGGCGCCGGGGCGCCGGGGCGCGAACAAGCUCUGCCUCGCGCCGUUCCACCACCGCGCGCCGCCGCCGCAGCAGCAGCAGGGGAGGAGGAGGCAGCGGCAGGGGCUCAAGGUGGUGGCUGCCAUCAGCGAGGACCUGCCGAGGCUCGCGGCGCCCGGGACCGGGAAGGGCGCGCCGGAGGGCAGGCGGCCGGAGAAGGUGCUGGUGCGGGCCGCGCUCACGGUGCGCCGCAAGCACAAGGAGGACCUCAAGGAGGCGCUGGCCGGCCACCUCGACGCGCUAUGGGACAUGGUUGGCCGGAGCGUCGCGCUCGAGCUCAUUAGCACCAAGAUCCACCCCAGGACCAAGAAGCCGUUGCACAGCGGUCAGGCAUCGAUCAAAGACUGGUGCCAGAAGAGGGGCGUCAAGGGAGAGCACGUCGUGUACACGGCUGAGUUCAUGGUGGAUUCAGACUUCGGCGAGCCUGGCGCCAUCACCGUGGCCAACCGGCACCAUCGGGAGUUCUUUCUGGAAAGCAUCGUCGUCGAGGGUGGGCUGCCGUGUGGUCCGGUGCACUUCGCCUGCAACUCCUGGGUGCAGUCCACCAGGGAACUGCCGGGAAAGAGGGUGUUCUUCAGUAACAAGCCGUACUUACCAUCUGAAACACCACCCGGGCUUAGAGAACUACGGGAUAAGGAAUUGAAGGACCUUAGAGGAGAUGGCACAGGAGUACGGAAGCUAUCUGACAGAAUCUAUGAUUAUGCAACAUACAAUGAUUUGGGGAAUCCAGAUCGGGGGAAAGAGUUCAUCAGGCCAAUCCUUGGAGGUGACAACAUCCCUUAUCCACGGCGAUGCCGAACUGGUCGCCCACCAACUGAUACAAACAUGCUAGCUGAGAGCAGAGUAGAGAAACCUCACAGGAUAUAUGUACCUCGGGAUGAGGCGUUUGAGGAGCUGAAGCAAGGUGCCUUCUCAUCAGGGAGGCUGCGGGCAGUACUUCAUACGCUUAUCCCAUCGAUGAUUGCAACCAUCUCAGCUGAGACCCACAGCUUCCAAGGCUUUCACCACGUUGAUAAUCUAUACAAGGAAGGCCUCAGGCUGAAGUUGGGUCUCCAGGAGCACCUGUUCCAGAAAAUACCCCUUGUUCAGAAGAUUCAGGAAUCAAGUGAGGGGAUGCUUCGCUAUGAUACACCUAGAAUUCUUUCCAAGGACAAGUUUGCAUGGCUCCGUGACGAUGAGUUUGCUCGACAGACUGUGGCAGGAAUAAACCCAGUUAGCAUCACCAGGCUCACGGUUUUCCCACCAGUAAGCAAGAUGGAUCCUGCAAUCUAUGGCCCGCCAGAAUCAUCGAUCACAGAAGCGCACAUCACUGGACAGCUCAAUGGACUCACGGUACAACAGGCGGUGGACGAGGCAAAGCUGUUCAUAUUGGACUACCAUGAUGUAUAUAUGCCAUUCCUGGACCGGAUCAAUGCAAUAGAGGGGCGGAAGGCGUAUGCAACCCGGACAAUCUUGUUUCUUACCAAAGCUGGCACAUUGAAACCGAUUGCUAUUGAACUUAGCCUUCCUCCGAGCAAGGCAGGCGAGCCCCGGCCAAGCAAGGUCCUUACUCCUCCCGCUGAUGCUACCUCCAAUUGGCUAUGGAUGCUUGCCAAAGCUCAUGUCAGCUCCAACGACGCCGGUGUUCACCAGCUCGUUAAUCACUGGCUGAGGACACAUGCUGUAAUGGAGCCGUUCAUAUUGGCAGCGCAUCGGCGUAUGAGCGCAAUGCACCCAGUCUUCAAGCUCCUGCACCCCCACAUGCGGUACACGCUGGAGAUCAAUGCGCUAGCACGGCAGAGCCUGAUCAGCGCGGACGGUGUCAUCGAGUCGUGCUUCACCCCUGGUCCCGUCUCCUUCGAGAUCAGCGCUGCAUACUACCGCGACCACUGGCGGAGAGUGGCCGUGGAGGAUGCGUCGCAGCCUCAUGGCAUCAGACUCCUCAUCGAGGACUACCCUUACGCAAACGACGGGCUCCUGCUGUGGUCGGCCAUUCGCAGCUGGGUGGAGUCGUAUGUGCAGCUCUACUACCCGGACGCCGGCACCGUUCAGUCCGACGACGAGCUCCAAGGGUGGUACCACGAAACGGUCCACGUCGGGCACGCCGACAUCCGGCACGCGCCCUGGUGGCCCUCGCUCUCCACGCCGGGGGACCUCGCGUCCAUCCUGACCACGCUCGUCUGGCUCGCGUCGGCGCAGCACGCGGCGCUCAACUUCGGGCAGUACCCGCUGGGCGGGUACGUCCCGAACCGCCCGCCGCUGAUGCGCCGGCUGCUACCGGACCCGGAGCGCGACGCCGCCGAGUACGCGACGUUCAUGGCGGACCCGCACCGGUUCUUCCUGAACGCGAUGCCCGGGGUGCUGGAGGCCACCAAGUUCAUGGCUGUGGUGGACACGCUGUCGACGCACUCCCCCGACGAGGAGUACCUCGGCGAGGAGCGCGACGAGCCGUGGACGGGCGACGCUGCCGCCGUGGCGGCGCACGACAUGUUCACGGCCGACGUGCGCCGCGCCGAGGAAGCCAUCGAUAGUCGAAACGCGGACCAGCGCAGGAAGAACCGGUGCGGCGCCGGGGUGCUGCCGUACGAGCUGCUGGCGCCCAGCUCGCCGCCGGGGGUCACGUGCCGCGGCGUGCCUAACAGCAUCUCCAUAUGAAUGAGUGCAUCGUUCGUUGUUUUUCCACAUUUUUUUUCUACGGGUACUAUUAUGUAUUGGUUUUCAAGCAAAUUCGUGCCUACGCCAGCACUUGUAGAGAAUACACUACGAACAUAUAUCGAAAAUACCAAAUCUGCCAAGAAUGAGGAUUGAACAUUCUUGGCCUCCA